Messenger RNA from Dimorphilus gyrociliatus, 517 nucleotides. The record is from the annotation of a GenBank genome assembly. Lineage: Eukaryota; Metazoa; Annelida; Polychaeta; Dinophilidae.
UAUGGAACAUUUAAUUAGUGGUAGAUAUAUAAAUGGAAAAUUUCUACCUUUACUGUUUGAAUUUCAUUCUCUGGAAGAGCAGAUAAUAACUUAUAAAAUCCUUUGCAAUACAAAACUUGCUGAUAACUUUCAAUCUUUUCCAAAGUCUAUCCUAUUUAAGGCCUACAAAUAUUGGGACGCUAGCUACGAGAAACAAGCGUGCGUUUAUAGAUGCUUUAAAGAUGAACAAGCUCUCUCAGAGUGUCUAUUAAUGAAAAAGAGAUAUAGCUAUUUUGACCAUCAAAUUCUUGGUAUUCAAUGCUUAAAACAGUCUAUCAACAGACAUUUUCUAUUGGACGGUAAUAAGCGAUUACCUCAAGUAAAAGAUUUUGUGACAAGAUUAAAGAAUAAUGAGAAGAUUGUAAAAGAUAGUUCAGUUAUAGACGAUGGCAGUAAAUAUACUGGAAUGAUUGAAAUAUUCUACAAUGACUAUUGGUAUCCAGCUUCGUAUUUUGAAUUUGAUUACGAACAAGUGUAA